Haliotis rufescens (red abalone) is the source of this 738-nucleotide messenger RNA. RefSeq names its product multiple epidermal growth factor-like domains protein 11. Bases 1 to 738 code for a protein of 245 amino acids. Lineage: Eukaryota; Metazoa; Mollusca; Gastropoda; Lepetellida; Haliotidae. The record is from RefSeq and is a predicted model, not a curated record. The transcript is spliced from 4 exons.
AUGACGUUAUUCCUUCUGAUGGUCUUCUGUUUGGCAGCCAAAUCGUGUCAGGACAACCAACACUGUUCAGAGUGUAACACAGCAUAUGGCGACUGUAUCACAGAAUGUCAUCCUGGAUAUUUCGGUUCCAAAUGCAAAUCUGUUUGCAGCAAGAAUUGCAAGCAGGGAAAAUGUAAACUGUUGAAAAGUGCCGGAACUGGGAAGUGUACGGAAGGCUGUGAACCUGGCUAUCAUGGCGAGAACUCGAUAUAUUCUGAGGAACAUUGUUUGGAACGAGAUGUGAACAUUACAAACGUGUGUACACCUGAGUGCCACAAUGAGAGCGGUGAGUGCAUCCACGGUUGUGUUGCUGGCUGGUAUGGUCAAAUGUGUUCAUCUCCGUGUAACGCUAACUGCAUUAACAAACGUUGUAAUGACACAGGGGUGUGUGCCGAAGGUUGCGCAGCAGGUUAUUUUGGAAAAGAAUCUGUAUGCUACAUCUGUUACCGCAAGGGUCGGUCCUCCACAAGAAAUAAUCAACUAGAUGAGGUGAUACACAAUGCCGUAACAGAACAAGUUGUCACAGGAGAGUACCAGGCCUUACAUCGGUAUUGGGAAAUUAGAGAAGCAGAUAUGAACACGGAGAGUGAGCCAUCGAACAGUCAAGACAUCGGCGGAAAGAUGGCCACUGAAACAUACACAACUAUAGGCGCACGAUAUAUCUCGCCGAUUGAUGAUGACAAGCCCUAUUCUGAAUAA